AUGUUUGUAUCAAUCAAUGUUUUUAUCAUAAGUUUGUCGCUUAUAUUCGGUGUUAUCCAAAGCGAAAAGUUUUUAAUGGGUUAUAUAACUGGAAGUCAAAGACAAGUCGGCGAUGAGAAAUACUCGCGACCCGGCCUUCAAAUAUCGGGAGCCAUCAGUUUGGCCGUCGCCGAGAUCAAUGAAUAUCAGCCACUGGUCAACAAUCAUACUCUCGACUUUAUUAUUGCCGAAACCUAUGGCAAUGAAUCGGAAAGCAUUAGACAAACGGCACAACUUUGGGCUGAGGGAAGGAUAUCCUGUUAUAUCGGACCACAAGAAACCUGUGUUUUUGAGGCACGAAUGGCCCACUCAUUCAAUAUGCCUAUGAUUUCAUAUUUCUGUGCACAUCCCGAGACAUCAAACAAACGUUUAUUCUCGACCUUUGCCCGAACCCGACCGCCAGACACACAGAUAUCCAAAUCUGUGACUUCAGUUUUACUCAAAUUUCAAUGGCAUAAAGUAGUGCUCUUGUACUCAAAGAGCUCCGACCGCGACUUUACAGCAAUUGCACGUACCAUACAAAACACAUUACGAUUACAUAAUAUUGAUGUAACGCGUGUCAGCACAUGGACUGAUACUUAUCAUUACGGAUAUACUGAAAAUCCAUUUGAAAAAAUUGUUAAACAAACUUUUGAUAUAACAAGAAUUUAUGUCAUAAUUGGUUUUUAUUUUGAACACAUGGGUCUAAUGCUAAGUCUUGAACAACAAGGUCUGCUAAAAGAUGGCCAAUAUUUUGUGGUUGGCGUUGAUGUAGAACAGUAUGAUAGACAUUAUCCGGACAGGUAUUUCAAAGGAUUAUUAAACGAUGAUUUCGAGAUUAUAGAGUUAGCAGAAAAGUCAUUUCAGUCAUAUAUAGGUGUAGUGCCGUCUCCUGCCAUUGAAUUUGAAAAGUUUUCAAUUAAAGUGAACCGGUAUAUGCAAAUGGCACCCUUUCAUUUUCCAAACCCUACGUGGGAAUGGGGUGGACUAAAACGGGUGCCGGCGGAAGGAGCUUACCUUUACGAUGCUGUAUAUGUAUACGCCCGGGCACUCAAUGAUAGUCUUAAGAUUAAUGAAAAUCCUUACGACGGAAAAACUAUAAUUAAUUAUAUUAGAAAUAGAGAGUAUCAAAGUGCUAUGGGUUAUUUGGUUCAAAUCAAUGAUUUUGGAGACGCAGAGGGAAAUUACACAUUAAUUGCUAGAAAAUGGUCUAAAAGUAAAUCAUCAAAAUUAGGCAUUUAUCCGGUCGGACUGUUUUUGAUGCCUAAUAAAUCAUCUGCUUUACCGGUAUUGGAGUUAACGGAUUCAAUUGAAUGGCUCAAUGGAGAGCCACCGUUAGCUGAACCUGUUUGUGGAUUUGAUGGUCAAAGUUGUCCCAAAAGUCUAUGGCAGUGGGCAUUCAUACCAUUAAUUGGAUUUCUAUUGGUUUUGGUUUUAUUAUUCGUGAUGUAUAAGAAUUGGAUGUAUGAACAGGAAUUGGAUAGACUUUUAUGGAAAAUAGAUUAUAGAGAUAUCAUAUUCAAUGAUACAACUAUUGUCUCAUCCAAGUCUAAAACUUCAUUAUCAUCUGAUACACUGUCACUAAUGGAUAAUACAAACAAGUCGUUUCAGAUCUUUGCUCGAACUGGGAUUUAUAAAGGGAUUGUUGUGGCCGUUAAACCCAUCGAUAAAUUAAGGGUUGAUAUCAACCGUUCCCUACUUAUUGAACUAAAACACAUGAAAGAUCUGCAGCACAACCACGUCGUGCGCUUUCUGGGGGCGUGUCUCGACCCACCCAACUGUUGUAUUGUUACUGAAUAUUGUCCCAAAGGCUCAUUACAAGACAUCUUAGAGAAUGAUGAGAUCAAACUCGAUUGGAUGUUCAGAUACUCAUUAAUGCACGACAUCAUCAAAGGGAUGGCAUACUUGCAUAACAGUGAAAUGCAUGUCCACGGAAACCUCAAGUCAUCUAAUUGUGUGGUCGACUCAAGAUUUGUACUCAAGAUUACCGAUUUUGGUUUACAAUCAUUGCGAAAGUGUGACACCGAUCACGAGUCUUAUGCCUUUUGGAGAAAAAAGUUAUGGACACCACCUGAACUGCUUAUUUCUAAACAAGUUUAUCCCAAACCAACACAAAAAGGUGAUAUCUAUAGUUUUGCAAUUAUAGCUCACGAGAUAGUCCUACGACAGGGACCCUUUUAUUGUGGCCAACACUGUGAGCUCAGCCCUAGAGAAAUAGUCGAUCGGGUUUGUAGUGAAGGUUUUCGACCACUACUUGAAGACACGAUGGCUGACGAAGAAGUACUGUCAAUGAUUAGAAAGUGUUGGUCUGAAGAUAUCAAUGAAAGGCCAGACUUUAUAUGUUUGCAAUCAAUUAUGAGAAAAGUUAAUAAGGCAAAUGAGAGCAGCAAUAUAUUGGAUAAUCUAUUGUCACGAAUGGAACAGUACGCCAAUAAUCUGGAAUCAUUAGUACAGGAAAGGACUGCCGAUUAUUUAGAAGAGAAGCGUAAAGCCGAAGACUUACUCUACCAAUUGCUGCCAAAACCCGUCGCGAGUCAACUAAUUAGAGGAGAAGCAGUGAGAGCUGAAGCCUAUGAUAGUGUUACCAUAUAUUUCAGUGAUAUCGUAGGCUUUACCACAUUGUCGGCUCAAAGCACACCAAUGCAGGUCGUCGAUUUAUUGAACGACUUGUAUACUACAUUUGACUCAACCAUUGAAAGCUUUGAUGUCUAUAAAGUUGAGACCAUUGGCGAUGCAUAUAUGGUAGUAUCGGGACUUCCCGUACGCAAUGGUCUCAGACACGCCCGAGAAAUUGCAAGAAUGGCGCUCUCACUACUCAAUAGUGUCAUCUCAUUUAAGAUCAGACAUCGACCCGAUCUAAAACUUAAGCUACGAAUUGGUCUGCAUUCUGGUUCGUGUGUGGCCGGAGUGGUCGGUCUAAAAAUGCCCAGAUAUUGCCUUUUCGGCGAUACUGUAAACACAGCCUCAAGGAUGGAGUCAAAUGGAUUGCCUCUUAAGAUACAUAUAAGUCAAUCGACCAAAAACCUGUUGGACUCAUUCAACACAUUCAUUACAGUCUCUCGCGGAGAGAUUGCCAUCAAAGGCAAAGGAAAUAUGACAACCUAUUGGUUAAUAUCUGAAAAAAAUAUUGAUUCAUUUGCAAUCAUUUACAACGAUUACGAGGUUUGUCAACGAUUCCUACCUUAUGUCAGACCACAACAAGAGAUAUUCAAUGGUUCCGAUAUCACAAAAUCCGAUAUAUAA
This is a messenger RNA of Oppia nitens, 3261 nucleotides long. Its product is annotated as atrial natriuretic peptide receptor 2-like. Gene Ontology annotation, molecular function: peptide receptor activity; ATP binding; guanylate cyclase activity. The transcript has 20 exons. Bases 1 to 3261 code for a protein of 1086 amino acids. Gene Ontology annotation, biological process: receptor guanylyl cyclase signaling pathway; cGMP biosynthetic process; protein phosphorylation. Lineage: Eukaryota; Metazoa; Arthropoda; Arachnida; Sarcoptiformes; Oppiidae. The record is from RefSeq and is a predicted model, not a curated record.